GUAUUUAUAUCUGCAAGGGAAAAGGCAAGCUAAAUUGUACAUAUUUGAGUAAAUCGAGGCAAUAAUCAAAGCACGAGAGAGCCAGCGCGAAAAAUAAGAUAAUUGACGGUGAUGAUGAUUUGCUUUUGUCUUUUUUUUUUGUUUGUUUAUCUGAUCGGUGGUGGUGCUGCUGAUAAUGAUUAUGUUGUUUCUUCAAUUUGAAUUCCAUCAUUGAAGAGAGCUCUAGCUCUCAAAAUCGAGGAGAGAGAGAGAGGUUCAGGGUUUCUUGAUUCAGCCUCUGCACACAGAGAGGGGGAGAGAGAGAGAAGGUUAGGGUUUUGAAGAUGACGGAGGUGAUCCUCCACAUAUACGACGUGACGAAUAGCGAUUCAGAUAAGACGAACAACACCAUUGUUCAGAUUAACAAGAUCUUCAAAGACGGUAUCGGUCUCGGUGGCAUCUUCCACAGCGCCGUUCAGGUUUAUGGAGAUGAGGAAUGGUCGUUUGGGUUCUGUGAACAAGGUACUGGAGUUUUUAGUUGCCCGGCUGAAAAGAAUCCGAUGUAUACAUAUCGUGAAUGCAUUGUUCUUGGGGAAACAAACUUUUCUAUAUUCAAGGUCAAUCAGAUCCUAAGGGAACUAAGUCGGGAGUGGCCUGGAUGCUCGUAUGACUUGUUGUCAAAAAACUGCAAUCACUUCUGUGAUGAGUUCUGUGAAAGGCUUGGUGUGCCUAAACUUCCUGGUUGGGUUAAUCGGUUUGCAAAUGCGGGUGAUACCGCGGCAGAAAUAGCAGGAAACACAGCAUUACGGCUGAGACAAGCUAAAACAGAGAUAGUAUCGGCUAGCAAAGUGGCCUACCGGUUUCUUCUGGGUGUUACUUCCAACCAGUCUGUUGCAGCUGAGUCUCCAGGCAGUACCAACAGAGGGAGUCCGAGAUUCCAAGGUAGUUGGUUUAAAAACCUUGUUUCAAAUGGUGCCAAACCAUCCAGUAGUAGUUCAGAACUAGAAAACCAAGAGGUGGCCGUGGUUCGACAUCAGCAGCAAUGACCAGAUACAGCAGCAAAAGGACCCAGUCAGCAUAACUUGAUGCCGUGAUAUUUGAGGAAGUUUUCUACUCCAGCAUCAUUGUUUUGUGUUGUACUAGUUAAAAACCUUACGAAGCCAUUGUUACAGUUAUUCUUUUGUGAAUCAUUGUAAAAUGCUUAAAGUUACUUUCUUUUUGACUGUCACAUUUACCUGUUUUCUUCCGAAGAUUCUGAAUUACAAUGAAGUGAUUGCAUAUCUUGUGUUA
Camellia sinensis is the source of this 1269-nucleotide messenger RNA. Its product is annotated as deSI-like protein At4g17486. Gene Ontology annotation, molecular function: deubiquitinase activity. Lineage: Eukaryota; Viridiplantae; Streptophyta; Magnoliopsida; Ericales; Theaceae. The record is from RefSeq and is a predicted model, not a curated record. Gene Ontology annotation, biological process: protein deubiquitination.